GGAAACAUCCCGAAACCGAUUCGAAAAAUUAUAUACCUCAUCCUAAGUACAGUAUCCAUACUAAUAGCCAGAAACUGGAAAACAACUACGCUGCCCUCGCUCCAAGACAUAGAAAAUGUAAUGACCUCAACAGUAGAACAUGAACUAAUAAUGUGGAACAAGGCGAAAAUUGGGAAACUCAGCCCCCACACUGCCACAAU
Messenger RNA from Pelobates cultripes (western spadefoot toad), 200 nucleotides. The record is from the annotation of a GenBank genome assembly. NCBI's taxonomy places the organism in Eukaryota, Metazoa, Chordata, Amphibia, Anura, Pelobatidae.